Molecule: messenger RNA, 1179 nt
Organism: Punica granatum (pomegranate)
Lineage: Eukaryota; Viridiplantae; Streptophyta; Magnoliopsida; Myrtales; Lythraceae
Source: RefSeq, a predicted model, not a curated record
CCCUUCUUCUCCACUUCAACCCGCUGAAACUUUCUCUUCCUUCUCAAAAACCAGAAUUUCCUUCCGUCUCUCUGUGGAACUCCUUUGCUUCUGCCCGAUUCCUCUGUGAUUCUUCACUUUCUUUUUCCGAGUCAAGUGCCUCAUCGGACAAUGUCGGCUUACAAGGACAAGGAUCCUCGUAUCCAUGGCAUAAAGGCCAGGAUUCGGGUCGUUCCCGAUUUCCCAAAACCAGGCAUAAUGUUUCAGGACAUAACAACACUGUUACUGGAUCCCAGUGCCUUCAAGGACACCAUUGAUCUGUUCGUCGAGAGAUACAAAGGCAGAAACAUUUCGGUUGUUGCAGGGGUUGAAGCCCGAGGCUUCAUAUUUGGUCCUCCCAUUGCAUUGGCCAUAGGAGCAAAGUUUGUCCCUCUGAGAAAACCCGGGAAGCUGCCUGGUCAAGUUAUUUCGGAAAAGUAUGUUCUUGAAUAUGGAAGCGACUGUCUACAGAUGCAUGUAGGUGCAGUGGAGCCUGAUGAUCGGGCUUUGGUGGUUGACGAUUUAGUUGCUACUGGUGGCACUCUAUGUGCAGCUAUCAAUCUCCUGGAACGUGUUGGGGCCCAAGUAGUUGAAUGUACUUGCGUUAUUGAAUUACCAGACUUGAAGGGCCGUGAGAGGUUGAACGGGAAGCCCUUAUACGUAUUGGUGGAAUCCCAUUGAUUUGUUCAUCAACUGAAGCAUGUCCAGGGAUGUACAUUAGGAGGGACAUAUAUCGUUGGUUUGCUCUGAGCCUGGGAUGCACUUCUGCUCUUAUUUUCCUUAUCUUUUUGGGUCAUGGAAGCCUGUAGACUUUGUUACAAACUAUGGCGGGUCGGACUCGAGCUACAUGUAGCCACUAGAAACAAUUUAUGGAUGAGGGACUUCACGAGAGGGAUGCUUGGAGGCUUAUAAUUAUGUCUUAACAUAUCACAGAAGAAAUUAUGAAGAUGAUCUCACCCUGAUCGAGUCUUUCUCAGUCUCUCUUUUCAUUAUCUACUACCUGUAUGUGUUCUACACUGAGCGACCAGGUUUCGUCGGAUUACAUCGAACCUGUUUUGUCUCGAGUCAGUUUGGUUUUAUAUAGAUUGUGGGUGGUCAGUCCAUUGAUUGAAGCUUGUCGUUCAAUUCAACAUGAGAGGGACAAAACACCAUCUUAAUUAA